Molecule: messenger RNA, 296 nt
Organism: Paramuricea clavata
Lineage: Eukaryota; Metazoa; Cnidaria; Anthozoa; Malacalcyonacea; Plexauridae
Source: the annotation of a GenBank genome assembly
UCACACUGGUCACACUAGUCACACUUGUCACAAUGGUCACACUGUUCACACUGGCCACAAUGGUCACACUGGUCACAAUGGUCACACUGGUCACAAUGGUCACACUAAUCACACUGGUCACAAUGGUCACAUUAGUCACACUGGUCACACUAGUCACACUGGUCACAAUGGUCACACUGGUUACAAUGGUCACAAUGGUCACACUUGUCACACUGGUCACACUGGUCACACUAGUCACACUGGUCACACUAGUCACACUGGUCACACUAUUCACACUGAUCACACUGGUCACACUG